Messenger RNA from Actinia tenebrosa (Australian red waratah sea anemone), 718 nucleotides. Its product is annotated as HIG1 domain family member 2A, mitochondrial. Gene Ontology annotation, cellular component: mitochondrion. NCBI's taxonomy places the organism in Eukaryota, Metazoa, Cnidaria, Anthozoa, Actiniaria, Actiniidae. Gene Ontology annotation, biological process: mitochondrial respirasome assembly. The record is from RefSeq and is a predicted model, not a curated record.
CAUGAUUCUAUGGGAGCCCUGUGGUAAAACAAAAAUGGCGCCGAUAGAACCAGAGAAAAAAGAGAAAAAAAUACCGCGAUGGGAACCGCCAACUAGAGAUGAAACUGCCAAAGAAAAGUUUGCUAGGAAGGCAAGAGAGAACCCUUUUGUACCUAUAGGAUGUGUGGCAACAGUUGGAGCAUUGGGAUAUGGACUUUUUUCCUUCUUGAGAGGAAAUGCUAAAAUGCAACAAAGUAUGAUGCGAGCACGUGUCUUGGCUCAAGGAUCAACUGUUCUUGCAGUUAUUGCUGGUCUGGGAUAUGAACUUUACRCGAGAAACAAGAAGCCUAAAGAGGAAUAGGAAGUGUGCUAUUUAUUGAUAAUAAUGUACAGGAAAAUUCAAAGAGAAUUCUUGUCAACCUGGUCACAGGUCAAUUCUUAUAUUGCCAUAAAUUAGGAAAACAAGUAUAAUUGGAUGAGAAAGAAACUAAGGUGUUCUACAGAGAUCUAUUUUGGGUCCUCUAUUUUUAAUUAACAUACUGUACAAAAGGAAGACUGAGGUCUUUUCAUUGUGAGCACUGAUUGACUAUUAGGUUACUUUAAAUUAGGUAAACGAGAAUAAUUGCACCAAGGGCAGGCUUAUGGUGGUUCCACAGAGACCUGUUUUGGGCCCUCUCUUUAAUGUAUUGGAUAAGCAGGACAUUUAUUAAUUAAAAUACUGCAAUCUUGAUGACAAACA